Messenger RNA from Paramuricea clavata, 942 nucleotides. The record is from the annotation of a GenBank genome assembly. NCBI's taxonomy places the organism in Eukaryota, Metazoa, Cnidaria, Anthozoa, Malacalcyonacea, Plexauridae.
AUGCCGCAACCCCUGUGUUAUGCUGUAGGAAAAUUGAAAUAUUUAAAAGAACUUGAUUUAGGGUGGUCUAAGAUUACUCAAACUGCCGCUGUAACUUUAGCUGACGUGUUACCAUCACUGCAGUUGUUGGAAAAGCUAGUGUUGAAAGAGAUUGAGUUUGAUAAUGAAUGCCAAAAAUACCUGUGUUAUGCUGUAGGAAAAUUGAAAUAUUUAAAUGAACUUCGUUUAGAGUGGUCUGGGAUGAUUACCCAAACUGGCCCUGUAACUUUUGCUGAGGUGCUACCAUCACUGCAGAUGGAAAAGCUAAUGUUUGGAAAUAUUGGGUUUAAUGAUGAACGCCAAAAGCACCUGUUUCAUGCUGUAGGAAAAUUGAAAUAUUUAAAGGAAUUUUAUUUCGAUGGUUCUAAGAUUACCCAAACUGGCGCUAUAACUGUAGCUGAUGUGUUGCCAUCACUGCAGUUUUUGGAAGUGUUAGUGUUGGGAAAAUUUGAGUUUGAUAAUGAGUGCCAAAAGCACCUGUUUCAUGCUGUAGGAAAAUUGAAAUUUUUGAAGAAACUUGGUUUAGGGUGGUCUAAGAUUACCCAAACUGGCGCUGUAACUUUAGCUGAGGUGUUACCAUCACUGCAGUUGUUGGAAGAGCUAGUGAUGAACAUGAUUGAGUUUGAUGAUGAAUGCCAAGAACACCUGUUUCAUUCUGUAGGAAAAUUGAAAUAUUUAAAAAAUUUUGAUUUAUUCUGUACUAAGAUCACCCUAGCAGGUGCAGCAGCUCUAACUGAUGUAUUCCCAACCUUGCGUAACUUAAGAUUGAUUGUGUUAUCAAAGAUAGAAAGUGAGGAAUCUGAAACAUCAGGUGAUGAAGAAAGUGAGGAAAAUGAAACACCCAAAAGUAAACUCAAAGCAGCGGCACACCUUGUUCCCGGAUUGGAAAUACGGUGGCUUUAG